AUGGCUACAGCUUCUGAGGACUCUAAUGGAAUUUCUUUGGAAGAUUUGGGUGAGGAUAUGAUGAACUAUGAAUUGUCAGAUUCAUCCAAAAAGGCACGAGAGGAACAUCAGGCAAUUCUUGAUGAGUUUGAACGAAAGAAACGUGCAAGAACCUUAGCUGUACCCACCGAUGACGGUCGCGUUAGAGCAAAACUUAGGGAACUUGGUGAACCCCAAUGCUUAUUUGGAGAAGGGCCUGGCGAUCGGCGUGAUCGUUUGCGAUAUUUAUUAUCGAAAUUAGAGGGUGCUGAAAUUGUUCAUGAUGAAGAUGAGGAAUCUGAGAGCGAAUCUGAGGAAGAAAGGGAAGAAGAGUUUUUCACUCAAGGGACUUUAGAACUUUUGGAAGCUCGUCGAUGGAUUGCGAGAUAUUCUUUACCAAGAGCCAGAGACCGUCUUCGUAAGCAACGAAUCGAAUACGAUUUACCACUACCCCAAAUAAAAUCUGUGAGAAAAGAUCUAUUUACAGGGUUAAAAUCCUAUGCGAACUUUAGUUCACAAAUCGGUGAUGAUCGCCCAAUUUCACAAUGUGUUUUCUCACCCGAUUGUAGUUUAAUUGCUACUGGUUCUUGGUCUGGUUUGUGUCGAAUAUGGAGUGUACCAAGUUGUGAGACUGUAAUAACAUUUAAAGGACAUACUGAUCGUAUUGGUGGAGUUGCAUGGCACCCACAAUCUACCCUUUCUAUAGGCAAGAGUGUAGUAAACUUAGCUUCGGGUGGAGCUGAUGGUUUAAUUAAUUUAUGGUCUUUGGAGAGUGAUUCACCGUUGGGUACAUUAGGGGGGCAUACGUCCAGAGUAGGGAGGAUCGAUUUUCAUCCGUCAGGAAGAUUUAUUGGGUCAGCAAGUUUUGAUUAUUCAUGGCGUCUUUGGGAUGUUGAAACAACUGGAGAAUUAUUACUUCAGGAAGGACAUUUUAAGGAAGUUUAUGCAAUUCGAUUCCAGAAUGAUGGUGCUUUAGUAGCUACAGGUGGAUUGGAUGCUAUUGGACGCGUCUGGGAUCUAAGGACGGGGCGAUCUGCUAUGGUCUUAGAAGGGCAUGUUAAAGACAUUUUGGGAGUGGACUUUUCGCCAAAUGGCUAUCAAGUUGCAACUGGAAGUGCAGAUAAUACUAUACGCAUUUGGGAUAUUCGGACUUUGCGAUGUAUUUAUACUAUUGCUGCACAUAAAUCUCUUGUAUCUGAUGUGAAAUUUUUCCAUGCAUC
Molecule: messenger RNA, 1238 nt
Organism: Dentiscutata heterogama
Lineage: Eukaryota; Fungi; Glomeromycota; Glomeromycetes; Diversisporales; Gigasporaceae
Source: the annotation of a GenBank genome assembly